GUCGCUGUAGGCACUGGGGAGACCCAGCAGUGGCAGUUGGGCUGCACCGGCCACCUGGGGCUGGUGGGCAGGACGCAGCCUUUUUGCUCUUCGGCUCCCUCCCAGCUCGGGCAUCUGCUGUCUCAGGCUUUGGCCCUGGGCCAGCGGUGUCUUCUGGACCAACAUGCUCAGCCACCACCCUGCCCACUGUUAGUCCUGGUGACGGCCAGGGCCUGAUGCUGGAAUGGCUGUUCUUGCUGAACAAACCAGCGAUGAGAACUAGCCUUGGCUGCCUGGACAGUGUGCUCUGGUAUAGCCUCUCUUCUUGGGGCCUGACAGUAGCACUUCCUGCUCGUAGCCCCAGACCCUAAGCAAGAGGUUCUCCAGGCGUGUUACCUUCCUUCCCUUCCCCUAAGGUUGCUCCUCCCUUUGUGGAGGUGGCACACUUCCCGGGGGUCUGUGGCCUGUGCCAUGACCAGGUGUGAGGCUGCAGCCCAGCCUGUUCCCCUCUCCUCUACACAGCUCCAUGUUCUAUGACGAGGAUGGAGAUCUCGCUCACGAAUUCUAUGAGGAGACGAUCGUCACCAAGAACGGGCAGAAGCGGGCCAAGCUGAGGCGGGUGCAUAAGAACCUGAUUCCUCAGGGCACCGUGAAGCUGGACACCCCCCGCAUCCACGUGGAUUUCCCUGUGAUCCUCUAUGAGGUGUGAGCCUGGGGGGUUUCAGGCCUAAGCACCUCCUGCCUCAGCAAGGAACCCUCAGGCUCAAGGUGUGGCUUCCACUGAGGACCUAGGCGGAAGCCACUGUCCUGAUUAAACUCCAUGGGCCUGGACGCUGCCGCUGGGAGCCGGGCAGCCCUGCAGUGUUGGUUGGGUGCUGGUUUGUCUUCGGAUGAGAGGUGGCUGGUAAGGGCUGACAGCGGAGUUACCAGCCUGCCUUCCCCGGCAGUGCCGAUAAGGGGCCUGGCAGGGCAUGUGCUGAUCGGGGCUGCCUGGUUCCUGUGCCCUGGCUUGGCCUGCUUGCUUCCAAGCUUGCCUGGGUCCCAACCCUACUGGGGCUACAGCACUUUACAAGUAAGGUCUUUCUUCCAGCCCCUGGGCUGCGGGAGCUGUACACAAGUGGGGACUCCCCUUCCCUCACUUCCUCUACCCGUUCGUUGGAGCAUUUCAGCCAUUUGCUACCUCGAUUCCUCCUCUGUUGGACAGAGGCUGGGGCAACACAAUCCUGAUUCCUCCUACCUACCUGCCCUGUGUUCCCACCCCAGACGGAGGGACAGUUUCCUGGCUGUUAACAGGAGGAGGGGCUGGUGUGGAGGCUUCUCCCUCUGCCCAGGGCUGGGCUGACCCCUCCCCACUGCAACUAGUUGCCCCUGGAGUCGUCCUUCCCCUCCCCGCAGUUGAGAAGGCAUAGGAUGGGAUCAGGAAGGGCUCUGGAUGCCGGUGCUCCCACCCACCUACUCCAUGUGAUCUCCCUUGCCUUUUGCACCAGUCCCCACACACACAUUGGGAAGACACCACCCUGUGGUGCCAAUAGCUCCGAGCCCACCACCCCUUCCCCUAUAGUGUGCCCAUCCCUUCAGGAUCAAUCAGGGGAAAGUAUUGGAGCCCCUGGGUAGGGACAGAGAGAACAACCAUAAAAGGUGUAAAAUGUGAAAGUUUGUAAAUAGUCUAGUCCAUGACAUUGUUGGGGCAGAGUCUGAUUUCUACAUAGAAAUGACUUUUUUUUUUAAUUCCUUACUGUGCAAGCUCUGUGCUUCCAGAGUAUGGGAAGUGGUGUGGGGAGGGUGGCCCCCAAUCUAGGAAGGCUGUUGUGUUACUGGUUCAGUUUCAAUAAAAUUAUUUGUAGACCCUGAA
Molecule: messenger RNA, 1831 nt
Organism: Myotis brandtii (Brandt's bat)
Lineage: Eukaryota; Metazoa; Chordata; Mammalia; Chiroptera; Vespertilionidae
Gene: TUSC2
Product: tumor suppressor candidate 2
Exons: 2
Coding region: 506-688 (60 amino acids)
Biological process (GO): inflammatory response; regulation of mitochondrial membrane potential
Cellular component (GO): mitochondrion
Source: RefSeq, a predicted model, not a curated record